Molecule: messenger RNA, 622 nt
Organism: Morone saxatilis (striped sea-bass)
Lineage: Eukaryota; Metazoa; Chordata; Actinopteri; Moronidae
Gene: chrnd
Product: cholinergic receptor, nicotinic, delta (muscle)
Biological process (GO): monoatomic ion transmembrane transport; regulation of membrane potential; signal transduction
Cellular component (GO): postsynaptic membrane; synapse; neuron projection
Molecular function (GO): acetylcholine-gated monoatomic cation-selective channel activity; transmembrane signaling receptor activity
Source: RefSeq, a predicted model, not a curated record
AAAGAAGUAGACGAGACGCUGCUGACGAAUGUAUGGAUAGAGCACACGUGGACUGACUACCGGCUGUCGUGGAAUAUGACAGAGUUUGACGGCAUCGAGGUGCUUCGUCUGCCGCCCAACAUGGUGUGGCUGCCGGAGAUUGUGCUGGAGAACAAUAACGACGCCCAGUUCCAGGUGGCCUACUACUCCAACGUACUGGUGGAUUCUACUGGUCUCUGCUACUGGUUGCCUCCCGCUAUCUUCCGCUCCUCCUGCUCCAUCAACGUCAACUACUUCCCCUUCGACUGGCAGAACUGCACGCUCAAAUUCACCUCUCUGACCUACAAUGCUAAAGAGAUCAGGAUGUUGCUGAAGGAAGACGCGGAUGAAACCAGCAAAUGGACGGUGGAGUGGAUCAUCAUCGACCCUGCUAGCUUUACGGAGAAUGGCGAGUGGGAAAUCAUCCACCGGCCGGCCAAGAGAAACACCUACAAGCACGUUCCCAUGGAGAGCAACAAGCACCAGGAUAUUACCUUCUACCUGACCAUCAAACGCAAACCUCUCUUCUACAUCGUCAACAUCAUCAUCCCCUGUGUGCUCAUCUCCUUCCUGGCCUCGCUCGUCUACUACCUGCCCGCUGACA